ACAGAGAAAGAACAUUGUGAUGUUUCACUUCACCCACUCUGUUGAGUGCGGCCAUGACGCAAAGUCAAGAAGAGAAAAGACUCCCGGCAGGCAGCGUUGGUGGUGAAGUGGAGCAGCAGCGCACCGCGCUCGCUUUAAAACGGGAUUUGGAUUAAAUAGCUUGUGAAAGAGCCGAUGAGCCCGGGAGGAGAGGAAGGAGGGAGGGAGCAGAGAGCUGAUUUUUAUUUCCUACUGGAUCGUGGAGGGGAGGAGGAGGCAUGGGGAACGAGUUAUUCUGGUAACAGCGCAGAGCUUGCUCGACAUCGCGCCUCUGAAGGCUUCCGGCGCAAAGUGAAUCUGUUCGUGCGCCGAGAGGAAGAGAGCCUCGGUCAGUUCCCGGCUGCGAUCCUCGUCGGCUGGACAUGAAAGUGCAGCAGGGCUGCAACUCAUCAGACAUGGGCAUCCCGGUUAGAACCGAAGAGGAGCUGCGCAAGAACACAGUGAUAACACCAGAGGAUGUGCUGGGGCUGCAGAAGAUCACAGAGAAUUACCUUUGUGCUCCAGAGGAAAAUGUCCACAUGAUUGACUUCACCCGGUUUAAAAUCCGUGACAUGGAAACAGGAACCGUCCUGUUUGAGAUCACCAAACCUCCAACACCAGGUGGUUUAAAGCAAUGUGACCCCAACACCGGCCGUUUUGUUCGAUACCAGUUCACUCCAGCUUUCCUCCAACUACGACAAGUUGGAGCCACAGUGGAGUUCACAGUAGGAGACACCCCCAUCAACAACUUCCGUAUGAUCGAGAGACACUACUUCCGCGACAAGCUGCUGAAGAGCUUCGACUUCGAGUUCGGCUUCUGCAUGCCCAGCAGCAAGAACACCUGCGAACACAUUUACGAGUUCCCCACGUUGUCCGAGGAAACCAUGCGCGAGAUGAUCCAGCACCCUUACGAGACACAAUCCGACAGCUUCUACUUUGUGGACAACAAGCUGGUGAUGCACAACAAAGCAGAUUAUUCCUACUGCGGAGGGCCGUAGGAAGACCAUCUCCGCUCCUCUGAUUCAAGACAUUUUCAGGACCAGAAACACAUGAACUGAUGGACAAAUCGCUGGCUUUAGAUGCUCAUUUAUCACCCCUGUUAGCUCUGCACAUUCCCACUCAGGCACUUAGCUGCCUGGACAACGAGCAGCAAAGUCUACCAGUUUGCAUCAGAGUACAUGGAUGGAAGCGUGUGGGCAGCACAAACGGGCCACUGAUUUCAGUCUGCAUAUGUGGGCUCAGCUUCAUCAGGAAAAGAGAGGACUUUUUUUUUUCUUUUCUUGUUUUUAUUUUUUGUGUUAGUUGGUGGCCGGAAAAUAAUCAAAACCCCACUAUGCAAGCCCAAGAAAUAACAUGGAUCAUUUUUAUGGGAUUUUACAAAUUUACUGCAUUUCUAUAAGAUUCAGCAUCAGCAAUAGCACAUGAAAUGGACUGAAGAGAGGGACAAAAAUAAAACAAGCAUUACAGUGAUAGAAUCAGGUUUCAAAAUAUAUUUAAGUUGUUCCAAUCUUUUAAAAGUUAUGAUGUCUGAUGCAACACAAGAUGCUCUCAUAUUUUGUGAAAGAACUUCCUUCUUCCUCCAGGACAGGACCAAUUCUUCUCAUCAACCGGUUUCUGAAUUUAAGUAAAACCUACAGCAGUAAAAAUACAAUCUCUGUUUCAGUUUAAGAGCAUUUUCCCAGUAGUUUUGCAAUAUAAGGAAAAACCCAUUCACAGUGGAAACAAUUGAGUCUGACCAGGAAACGUUUUUAUCAGCCUCCUGAGCAGGAAUAAGCUUUUUCCUUAUUCCUGCUGUAGAUGUUUAGGCUUUAAGACAAACCUUUUUCUCAGUCACCUUCAUAAAGAGUACAAAAGUAUUUACACCUGUUUAAUGCUGUAUGCUGUCACAUUAAAACCACAGACUUUGGUGUAUUUUAUAAGGAAUUUAUGUGGCAGAAAAACACAAAGUAGUGCAAAAUGUCAUGGGUUUAAACAUUUUCUAAUGGAUACAUGUCUUCUACAUGUGCAUGCAUUUAUGUUUAUGUUUGGUCUCAGAUUGACCAGCAUCCAUUUUCUCAUCAUCUCUGCCUAGCGUCCCUGUCCCUGCUAAAGGAAAACACCCCACAGUGGGAUUUUGCCACCGCCAUGUUUCACUGCAAGGUCCGAUUUUCAUUUAUAAAACUAAAAAACAUGAAAAGCAUGCAUGCUUUCCUUCUCAUUUUAAAACAUGCGCUACUUUGCGUCGCUCUGUCGUAUGAAUCCAAAUAAAAGACAAGAAAGUUUUCAGUUGCCGUCCGUCCAUCCAUUAGCUUCCACUUGAUCCGGGUUGGGUCAGAAGCAGACGUUUUGUUCUCCCUUUCCAGCCACUUGGUCCAGCUCCAGGGUGUCCUGUGUCUCCCUCUGCGUCUCCUACUGGUGGACAUGUCCAGAACACGUCAUCACGGAGGCCAGAGACGCCACCUGAACUGAUUUUUCUGAGUGUGGAAGAGCAUCGGCUUCACUGUGGGCCCUGAUCUGCUCACCGCAGCUGUGCGUACGGGGCAGAAACCCUGCAGACAUCACUCAUUACUAAAGUUUUCAACUGUGACAUAAAAAAAUGUGAAAGAUGUGAAUACCUUUGCAAGGCACUUCUCAUGCUCUCUUCAAUAUCAAGCUAAAUUGUAAACCUAGGUUUUUUUUUUUUAUCAUACAACAUCCAUAUAGUUUCUUUGUGUGUGUGGUAAUGGAGGCAUUGAUAUUUUCUGCUGGUGUUUAGAUAAAAUAGAAUGUUUUAUUUGCAACUAUUUAAAAACUUUUUUUUGUUAUAACUGAUUAUAUGUAGGAAAACUACAAUAUACAGAAAGAAAGACACAAAGUUUUAUAGAAUUAAACGCAUAUUUACAGUUUAUAGCUUUAUGGCACUUUUACUCUUAUAGUUACUUAAAAUUGUAUUAGCAGACAUAUCUAAGUGACUCUGUCUUCCGCCUGUGUUUUGUUGCUGUCCAGAUGACUGAGUCCUUUGUCUUUGUGAGAAUUUGAUUCGAUCCAUGUCUUCAGGUUGACUUUGCCGCCACGGCAGGGAUAUUUUUAAGAGCCAGGAAAAAUCCAGUUCCAGUCAGAGGCUAACAUACACUCAUCAAGUUUGGUUUAAGCUCUUCUUUUUCUAGGGCUGAAUCAUUAUACCCAAGGAACUAAAUUCAAUAUAAAAAAAUUUUAAAAAAAACUGGGUGUAUCAAUUUUAAUUUGUCACAGAUUUUCUCUGAAAUAAAGAGUCAUAGUCGUAAAUAAAGGCUGUGUAUGCAUUACCUGAAAAGAUUGAAUAAGUGGUGUUGAAAGCUCUGGAAUGUUUUACUUGACAAAACCGAGGCCUGUUUAUGUAGCGACCAUAUUCGGUUCUGGGUGGUGGGUUUCUCUUUGCUGGUUUAAAAUGGAGUUGUUUGAAAACAAUCUGCAAGUCCAACAAACUCAGUGAGGAUCUAAGAAGGAGGAUGUAGAUUUACAGUGGUGGGGAAAGUUUUUUUUUCUAGACGAAAGGUGAUUGGUUUGGAUGUUUUGCAUUUAUUGUCCACAGAGAGGCACUAGACAGAAAGAAAUGAACACAUUCACACUGAAAGGAGGUAAAGGAAAGAAGAAAAAAAAAAAGAAAAGCUUUGCUGGUUUUAUCUUUUUGGUCGCAAUGACCCAAACCAACAUCAGAAGUUAAGGCUUUCAGGCCUGCUGCACGGUAGCAGCAUCAUGCUGUGGGGCGCCUUUGCAGCUGUGGUACUGAUUCAUAGCAGGAAGUUUCUGUAAUAGUGGAGGGUCUGAUAUCUUCAAGUUUGCCUCUGAUCAGAGGCUGCGUGAUUUAAACUUGGAGACUGGUAGAUGCUAGAAGUUUACAGAUGGUACAAAAAUCUACAGACACAUUUAACCAAAUAUCAGAGAAGGGGAAUUGCAUAUGUUCAAGCCUGUAUAUAUACUCUACAAUGGAUAAAUGAUAAAUUCUUAUUAGCGCACUCCAUUGUUAUUUUGGAUUUACUUGAAGUUGGUAAAAGAACAACUUAAAUGAAUCAUUAAAAGCUCCAACUUUAUUUGACAUUGAUGCACACGGUGAAUGAAUGUAUGUAAACUUCAGACCACAACUGUCUAUAACUAGCCACAGAUCAGAGAGCAGUUCUGAUAUCUGAUACCUUCUGUCUCACUGAACACUGUUAACUUUGACGCUGAUAAAUGUUUUCAAUCAACAUGGAAAAUUGUAAAAGUUUUGUCUUUAAUUUUGUCAAAGAAAUAAAACUGGGAUUUUCACAAAA
This is a messenger RNA of Poeciliopsis prolifica (blackstripe livebearer), 4265 nucleotides long. RefSeq names its product unc-119 homolog a (C. elegans) (gene unc119a1). Gene Ontology annotation, biological process: nervous system development; negative regulation of clathrin-dependent endocytosis; negative regulation of caveolin-mediated endocytosis. The record is from RefSeq and is a predicted model, not a curated record. Bases 402 to 1016 code for a protein of 204 amino acids. The transcript is spliced from 5 exons. Gene Ontology annotation, molecular function: lipid binding. NCBI's taxonomy places the organism in Eukaryota, Metazoa, Chordata, Actinopteri, Cyprinodontiformes, Poeciliidae. Gene Ontology annotation, cellular component: centrosome; spindle pole; intercellular bridge.